Penicillium alfredii is the source of this 2502-nucleotide messenger RNA. RefSeq names its product M28 family metallopeptidase. The coding region runs from base 1 to 2502 and encodes 833 amino acids. Gene Ontology annotation, molecular function: carboxypeptidase activity. The transcript is spliced from 3 exons. The record is from RefSeq and is a predicted model, not a curated record. NCBI's taxonomy places the organism in Eukaryota, Fungi, Ascomycota, Eurotiomycetes, Eurotiales, Aspergillaceae.
AUGGGCGACGAGAAGUUCGAGUACCAAUCCCUCCCCAUCCCCUCCUACGAAGAAGCCACCGGUCAACCAUCCUCCUCUCGCUCCGAUCUCGGUGAGGGAAAUGAUACCGAACGCCAGGGCUUGCUCAGACACGAUGCGCCUCCUCCCAGGGGCUACCAGCCCCCGACAGUGGAAUCCGCGCGCACCAGUCUCGAUGACAUCGCCUCAUCCGCCGCAACUUCGGACCGGGGGUCUCUGGAGGAGCUACGGAGGGAGGUGGAUCAGAUGGACGUUGAUGACUCCGCUCAUUCAUCCUCGCCCGGCGCUGGCCCGCGUCUACGCCAUCGCUUCUCCAAACAAUUCUCCAGCUUAACCCGAACCCUGUCCGCCAUCCAUCGGCCUCUCCAACGAUUUCUUCCCACUUUCCGCUUCACCAUCAAUCUCAGCGGCACCCGGGAACACUUGAGGAGCCAUGGAUGUAUCAUGAUGCUGCGGCUGUUUGCGCUACUGCUAGUUGUCUCCAUGGUCUACGUAUUCUUUAUCUCCGAUAUCUUCGGUCUGAAUAAUCGCAUGAUGAUGGGCCAAUCCUAUAGUGCAUCCUCAGUCGAGAACUUCAUUCAGGGCCACAUCAAUGAGACAAAUAUCGCCGAGAACUUGAAGCGGGUCUCCAACUUCUCCCACAUUGCCGGCACCGAAGGGAGCUUCGUGCUGGCAAACUGGAUUGAGCAGGACUUUCAACGAGCAGGCUUUGAUCAAGUUGAACGGGAGGAAUUCCAGGUGUACCUCAAUUACCCCCGUGAGGGCGGCCGGAGAGUCGCCAUCGUCGAUCCCCCCAAUCUCGCAUGGGAGGCGGCCCUCGAGGAAGAUGGUGAGGCAGCCCCGGUCUUCCAUGGACACUCCAAGUCUGGUAAUGUCACCGGGCCUUUGGUGUAUGCCAACUUUGGGUCUCGCGAGGAUUUCCAACACCUCGCUGACCAGGGCGUCUCACUGGACGGCGCCAUCGCUCUCGUCCGAUACUAUGGCACUGAGUCCGACCGUGCGUUGAAGAUCAAAGCCGCCGAACUGGCUGGCGCGGCGGGAUGCAUCAUCUACACGGACCCCGCUCAGGAUGGGUUUGUCAAGGGCCCGGCCUUCCCCAAGGGACGAUAUAUGCCGUCGGAUGGCGUACAGAGGGGCGGAGUGAGUCGAAUGUCGCAAGUCGUCGGGGAUGUCCUUACCUUCCGCUCGCCUGGCGCGAUGCGCAGCGGCUUCUGCAGGGCUCUCAAGGGCCACGGGUCCAAGGUCCCGAAGCAAUGGGUGGGUGGCGUGCCCGACGUUAAGGAAUGGUGGACGGGCGGUCAGAAAUCACCCAAGGUGCACUUGAUGAAUUUGCAGGAUGAAGUGGAGCGGCGCCCCAUCUACAACGUCCACGGGAGGAUCCUUGGACUCGACGAACGCGACAAGAAAAUCAUCGUAGGGAACCACCGCGACUCGUGGUGCCUUGGCAGUGUCGAUCCUGGAAGCGGCACUGCGGUAUUCUUGGAGCUUGUGCGAGCCUUUGGCGAGUUGCUCACCUACGGGUGGCGGCCACUUCGCACAAUCGAAUUCGUCAGUUGGGAUGGAGAGGAAUAUAACCUGAUUGGUUCGACUGAGUACGUCGAGAAGAAUGCGGAGUCUCUUCGGGAGAAUGCCUUUGCGUACCUGAAUGUCGAUGUUGGCGUCUCUGGGCCCGACUUCCGCGUGUCGGCAUCACCGGUUUUUGAACGCACCGUGCUGCAGAUCCUUGGCCGUCUCUCUGACCCCGUUGCCAAUGAGACGCUCAAAGACCUCUGGAACGGUAACAAGAAGAAACUGCAACCUUUAGGGGCAGGUAGCGAUUAUGUCGCAUUCCAGGACAUUGCCGGCACCUCAAGCAUCGACUUUGGAUUCGAGGGCGAGCCAUACCCUUACCACAGUUGCCAUGAGUCCUACGACUGGAUGGUGCAGUUCGGUGACCCGGGCUUCCAGUACCACGGGUUGCUGGCUCAAUUCUGGGGGCUUUUGUUGCUUGACCUCUCGGAAAACCCGAUGCUGCCCUUUGACAUGGAAGCAUACGCCUUCUAUUUGGAUGGCUGGGUCCAUGACCUGGAUAAAUUUGCCAAGUCCAAAAAGGCCAAGGUGGAUCUAAAGCCGCUGGUGAAAGUCAUAGGCGAGUUCAAGAGCGUCGCAACGAAGUUCCAUUCAUGGAACAAGAUCUGGCACGAUACGGUCUGGGGCUUAGGCGGGUAUGAAAGCAAUGUUAUGGCGGCACAGCGGGUCAACCACAACGCGCGAAUGGCCUGGUUUGAUACGCAUCUCUUGGACCUGGAGGAGGGCGGCGGUAUCCCUAACCGUACCCAAUUCCGCCAUGUCAUCUUCGGGCCCGAGCUGUGGUCCGGCUACGACGCCUCGGUGUUUCCAGCGAUCCGCGACAGCAUCAACACGGGCAAUUGGACCUUGACCCAGCAUUGGAUCGACCGUGUUGCCGGUAUAAUCCAUCACGCCAGCGAUAAAUUGCUUCACUAA